AUGUUGUUGUUUCCGUGGAGAUCAAUGCUUAUAAUUUCCGCAAUUACUUUCGUUUGCCUAGCAACAACUACAAUUGGCUCUCUCGACGCUCGGCUUCCCCGUGAUGAAGUGGAGGCUUUGAAGCAAAUUGGAGCAAGAAUGGGGAAGAAGGAUUGGGAUUUUCGUGUAGAUCCAUGCAGCGGACUAAAUAAUUGGUUAGAUCCGAAUUCCAGCAAAGAUGGUCUUACUAAUAAUGUUACGUGCGAUUGUACCUUCCUCAAUAACUCUGUUUGCCAUGUUACCAGCAUAAUGCUCAAAUAUCAGAGCCUUACCGGAUCAUUACCUCCUGAAAUGGCCAAACUCCCUUACCUGCAAAUCAUAUGUCUGACCCGGACGUACCUAAACGGUACCCUUCCCAGAGAAUGGGCUUCAUUAAUGCAGCUUACGAACAUUACCCUUCUCGGGAACCGGAUAUCAGGAUCGAUACCAGCAGAAUUUGGAAAUAUCAGCACGUUAGUUGAGCUGGUUUUGGAGCACAAUCAACUGACUGGAACUGUUCCUCCAGAGCUUGGGAAUCUCUCGAAUUUAAAAAGAUUAACUCUUAACUCAAACUACUUGACUGGGGAACUGCCGGCACAGCUCGCUAAAUUGACUAAUUUGAAAGACUUUCGAAUAUCUGAUAAUCAGUUUGUGGGGACUGUGCCAAAUUUCAUUGAGAACUGGACACAACUUGGCAGACUAGAGAUUUUAGGUACAAGCCUAAAUGGGCCAAUACCUUCUGGUAUUGCUGCAUUGUCAAAUUUGAUUGAUCUUAGAAUCAGUGAUUUGAAUGGAAAGGGCUUCAGUUUUCCACCUCUCAGCAGGGCAAAGAUUUUGAAUACAUUGAUAUUAAGGAAUUGUAACAUUUCUGGGCCGUUGCCAGACUAUCUUGGCUCAUUAACAAACUUGACACUCUUGGAUCUCAGUUUCAACAACCUAACUGGACCUAUUCCUGAAAGCUUCAAGUACUUGUCUGGCACUAACAUAAUUUAUCUGACCGGGAACUUCCUCUCUGGAGAGAUUCCUGAAUGGAUGCUGAAAAAUGGGGAAAAUAUUGACCUGUCAUACAACAAUUUCACUGUAUCUGCAGUUCACGGCUGUCAACCGAGAGAAACGAACUUGUUCGCAAGCUCUUCAAGGGGCAACACAUUAGGCAUUGUUUCAUGCUUAAGUGAUUUUCAAUGUCCAAAAACUUAUUACUAUAUGCAUAUAAAUUGCGGUGGAAAAGAUGUGAAACUUAAGAAUGGUACCAAGUUUGAAGAAGAUAUGAUGUCAGGUGGGCCUUCAAAGUUCUUUCCAAGUGCGACUAACUGGGCCUUUAGCAGUACAGGCAACUUUUUGGAUAAUCAUCUCCCUACUGAUACAUAUAUCUGGAGCACUUCCAAUACUGCUGGGAACAAUUCGGAACUGUACCUGGAUGCUCGACUGUCCCCUCUUUCAUUGACAUAUUAUGGUUUCUGUUUGGGAAAUGGGAACUACACAGUUAACCUUCAUUUUGCAGAGAUAAUAUUCACUGACGACGGAACAUAUUUUAGUCUUGGAAGGCGCUUCUUUGAUAUAUACAUUCAGGGGAAAUUGGUGAAGAAAAAUUUCAAUAUUGAGGAAGAAGCAGGUGGAGUUAAUAAACCUGUUAUUAAGACUUUCACUGCUGUGGUAAGUGAUACGACGUUGGACAUCCGAUUCUUCUGGGCUGGAAAAGGGACAACCUCUAUUCCUCAAAGGGGAGUCUUCGGCCCCCUAAUUUCAGCAAUUUCUGUGGAACCUGAUUUUUCACCACCAGCGGAGCACUUGUCGGUAGGUUCUGUUGUAGGGAUUGUUAUUGCAGUUCUGUUUAUUGUUUCUGUGGUUCUAGUUGUUCUUAGGUGGAAAGGCUGUUGGCAAAACAAAGAUUCAUUGGAAAAUGAUUUAAGGGGAUUGGACUUGCACACAGGAUCAUUCACUCUUAGACAAAUCAAAGCUGCUACUAAUAACUUCGAUGCAGCUAACAAAAUUGGUGAAGGUGGUUUUGGUUCUGUUUACAAGGGUUACCUAGGAGAUGGAACUGUCAUUGCUGUAAAGCAACUGUCUUCCAAAUCAAAUCAGGGGAACCGAGAGUUUGUGAAUGAAAUAGGCAUGAUUUCAGCUCUACAUCAUCCCAACCUUGUGAAGCUGUAUGGAUGCUGCAUUGAGGGGCAUCAACUGCUGCUUAUCUACGAGUAUAUGGAGAAUAAUAGCCUUGCUCGUGCAUUAUUUGGAGCUGACGAACACCAGUUACAAUUAGAUUGGCCAACAAGACACAAGAUUUCUAUUGGUAUAGCGAGAGGUUUGGCUUAUCUGCAUGAAGAAUCAAGGUUGAAGAUUGUGCACAGAGACAUCAAAAGUACCAAUGUGCUACUUGAUAGGGAUUUAAAUCCCAAGAUAUCUGACUUUGGUCUGGCCAAGCUACAUGAAGAAGAAAACACCCAUAUUAGUACUCGCAUUGCUGGAACCUAUGGAUAUAUGGCUCCCGAGUAUGCAAUGAGGGGCUAUUUAACCGACAAAGCCGAUGUUUACAGUUUUGGGGUUGUCCUUUUGGAAAUUGUUAGUGGAAGGAGUAACACUAGUAUCAAACCAAAGCAAGAUUGUUUCUACCUUAUUGACUGGGCUAAUCUGUUGAAGGAAGAAGGUAACCUCAUGAAACUAAUAGAUCCAAGACUUGGAUCAGACUACGACGAAGAUGAGAUUAUGCUGACAUUGCUUAUAGCCCUUCUUUGCACGAAUGUUACGCCGACUGAUAGGCCUAGUAUGUCAUCUGUGGUUAGCAUGUUGGAAGGACGCAGAAUCAGCAAAAGGUCGGCUUCAGAACUGAGUACCUCAAGCCGAAAUGAGUUCAAGGCUCUAGAAUUCCAAGUGAGCAACAGUUUUCAAAGUCAAAUGAGAGCCAGAUACAAGAAGACUAUCUAG
Messenger RNA from Oldenlandia corymbosa var. corymbosa, 2940 nucleotides. The record is from the annotation of a GenBank genome assembly. NCBI's taxonomy places the organism in Eukaryota, Viridiplantae, Streptophyta, Magnoliopsida, Gentianales, Rubiaceae.